AGAGAAGUAAACUGUUAUUACCGUUGUUAUCCAGACCGCAGCAGAUUUCACAGUUUGAAUAAAAUAUGUGAUAGUUGUUCUGGCUGCAUCGUCACUCGAGCAGUUUAACCGUUGAACAACAUGGCGGACGUCGUGUCGGCUUCGAGGAGCCAGAAGAUGAGUUGAUCUGCAGCUAAACGAGCUCGAAAAUGGCAACAUACAACGCCGAAGUCGCAGCAGGACACUCUGUUGUGGUGGAGGUGAGCCCAGACAUCCACAUCUGCGGCUUCUGCAAGCAGCAGUAUAAUAAUUUUGAGGUCUUCCUCGCCCAUAAGCAAAAUGGAUGCUCCUUACCCACCUCUGACACAGCAGCCACCACUGCGACAGCCACUCUCGCAGAUUCCAGCACUGAGUUUGUUUUCGAGGAAACGUACCAGACCUGUGUUAUGAGGGGUGUCAAAAAGAUCCUGACCAAAGCACAGAAAACACCCUCCAAAAAAUUAAAACCUGCCCUGACUUCAAAGAGACACACCUGCUGUUUCUCAGGAUGCACUUUUAAGACGCAGUACGGCCAAAAAGACAUGGAGCGGCAUCUCAAAACCCACACAGGUGAGAAGCCGUUCGAGUGCGAGCUGUGCCACAAGCGCUUCAGUCGCAGGGACAAGCUCAACAUGCACAGCCGCUCGCACACAGGCGAGAAGCCGCACAAGUGCAAACACUGUCCCUAUGCAGCCGCAGACAGCAGCAGUCUGAAGAAGCACCUGCGCAUCCACUAUGAUGAGCGGCCUUUUAAAUGCCAGAUCUGUCCUUACGCCAGCCGCAACUCCAGCCAGCUCACCGUGCACCUCCGCUCGCACACUGGGGAUGCACCUUUCCAGUGCCAGCAGUGUGACGCAAAGUUCAAAAUCAACUCAGACCUGAAGAGGCACAUCCGGAUUCACUCCGGCGAGAAGCCGUACAAGUGCGACUUUUGUGAAUACCGCUGCGCCAUGAAGGGCAACCUGAAGUCUCACAUUCAGAUCAAACACGGCACGGAGAACUCCUUCCACUGUGUGCACUGCGAUUUCCAGUGUGCCAACAAGACUGCUCUGCGGCAACACGCGCGAGAGCACCAACCCACUCAGCCCAUCCAGUGUUCCAAGUGCACUUACUCCUGCUCCAGCAAGGGGGCGCUCAAAGUCCACGAGAGGAUCCACUCAGAGGAGCGCCCCUUUAAAUGUGACUUCUGCAACUUUGCCUCCAAGCAGCGCAGCAACCUCGUCAUCCACAAAAAGAAGUGCCACUCGGACAAGCCUGAAAAGGGCAGCGGUGGGAAAGGCGGCAGAGGUGGAGGGAAAGGCGGGGGAGGUGACUCGCCGAAGCCUGUCGGCUCCAGGUAUCGGGCCAAACUAGACGCGGCUCGAGCUUUCUGCUGUGACUCGUGCGACGCUUGCUUUGUGAGGGAAGACUCGCUGCGAAGCCACAAGAAGCAGCACAGAGACACUCAGAACGUGCUGCAGCUCCAGCUCUCCGCCCCGGCCGACGCCGUCAGCCUGGUUCCUGUCACGUCACACGGGAACACCCAGCUUGAAGUUCCCAUCCCGUCUGACUCGAUGGCUCCCUACAGCAGCGCACAGCUCAAAAUCAUCGUAUCGCACCCUCUGGGCCAGGAGAACCCCUUAAUUCCAGCUGGUAUGGAUAGUCAGAAUAAGACCAACAUGGUCCUGCUGAGCCCAGAAAGCCAGGACAUGGUUGUCAACUCCAUGAUCCAGCAGGUCAACCUGCUAGCGCCUAUGCAACCCCUCGUGACGCCCCAGGCUGCAGAAGCCGGUCUUGAAUCCCAGACGGUCCUGUUGACUCAGCUCAGCCCCGACGACGCCAACAACCCGCUCCACCAGGCCCUGCUGCAGACGGCCAUAACCGCUCAGGACUCCAGCAGCGGCUCGCAGACCUUCAUCACAACUUGCUCUGAACUGGAGGGCCUCAACGCCUUGAUCCAGGAGGGCGGCACAGAGGUUACUGUGGUGACAGAAGGCAACAUGGUGACCGCGACAGCUCCACCCGACGUGGUGUGUGGCCCAUCGGAGGACACGUCCAAGCCAGCGGGGACGGUUGCGGUCGAGGACAGUGCCUUGCCUUGUGAGGAAAGUGCGUUACUGGUGCCAAACAUCAGCCUGGGCAGCCAGAACGUGGUCAUCCACGGCGUUCCGUUGAUAGCGUCCGCUCAGCCGCAGCAGAGUGCAAUAGAGCAGCUCUCUCCUCACACACUGUACGCAGAUUCACACACACUGGAAGGCAUCCCGCCAUGAGCCGAGGGUUCGCCGUGUUUUUGUGAAAAUGGAAAGACUGUAACUGCAUCAUAAGCUAUUUCUUUGCCAGCGACAACUCGUAGGCCUAAAGGUUACGUCUGUGCAGGCCAUUCAUAGCAACAGCUUUUGUUUCUAGCAAGUUAAUCGUGAACCACUGAGGCAACAGUCCUGGUGGCAUUGGACACAUAAUUGUUUUCAGAUUUUAGAAUAAUUAAAUGUUGUCGUAGCACAAUAGUUCUAGCUAGAAUGUCAUCAUGUUUAACAUAACUUUUGAAUGUGAAAGUUAAUCAUUUGGACAUAAUUUCAUACCCUCUGUUUUCAUGUGUCAUUUUUGGAGGUAUGAGAAUUAAACCUUAUUUUAAAGUGAAUUACCUGAGUGAGUUUUCUAAUUAAAAUGAGGUUUACUUCCAGGCAGAA
Molecule: messenger RNA, 2684 nt
Organism: Chelmon rostratus (copperband butterflyfish)
Lineage: Eukaryota; Metazoa; Chordata; Actinopteri; Chaetodontiformes; Chaetodontidae
Gene: zfp64
Product: zinc finger protein 64 homolog (mouse)
Exons: 6
Coding region: 189-2267 (692 amino acids)
Biological process (GO): regulation of DNA-templated transcription
Molecular function (GO): DNA-binding transcription factor activity, RNA polymerase II-specific; RNA polymerase II cis-regulatory region sequence-specific DNA binding
Source: RefSeq, a predicted model, not a curated record